Molecule: messenger RNA, 4900 nt
Organism: Scylla paramamosain (green mud crab)
Lineage: Eukaryota; Metazoa; Arthropoda; Malacostraca; Decapoda; Portunidae
Exons: 8
Coding region: 997-3963 (988 amino acids)
Molecular function (GO): protein binding
Source: RefSeq, a predicted model, not a curated record
UGGUUGUAGUGGUGGUGAUACUUUAUACCAAUGGUGGUAGUGGUCAUAUACUGGUAGUCAUGAUGGCAGAGAUGGGCGUCAGCAGGAGGUGAUGGUGCCGGUGUUGGUAGCGGUGUGAUGGUCGAGGUGGAGGUGGUGGUGGUGGUGGUGGUGGGGCGCGCAGGUGAGCGUGGGAAUGUGAGGUGUGAGGGAGAGACCCGGCCAGUGUGUCGAUGGCAGUGGUGAGGCAAGGACCGCGCCGCUCCCUCUCGGCUCCUCCCCUCGACAACCUCACACUUGCACACACACAGCUAGCGCGCUCCGAGGCAAAAAAGUGUGUGUUCCGGUGACGCUGCGUGUGUCGGUGCUUCACUGGAAACCAAUAUUUCCUAUCUAUGACGAGAAAAAAUUAUAUUUGAUUCCCCAUAUCCAGAGCGCAAGAUCAUAUCCUCUUUUCCUGCACAAAAUACCGGGUUUUCUGGUGUCAGGAAGGCUGUGGACUGCCCAAAGGCCCUCGACAUCCAAUUAACACCGAGAGCAGAGAGUGUCCGGGGGAGAGGACUCACGUGCAGGUGACUCUCAUCACCCUCACUAAUUAACACAAGAAAGGCCACAGAACUGAACGUGCACGGGGACCAAAAAAGAAAGAAAAAGACAACAGCCCCGAAAAAAAAAAGUGGAGGAAAAUAAUCGACUCGGCACUUAGCUAUCCUCAUCUGAAGCACGGUGGCAGCAAGCUCAUUUAAAAGGUGACGGACGCUCUGUGGCUGAGUCAGUGACAGCGUCACCCCAAGAUGUUGUCGCGACGCCUGACGGCGCGGUGCAAGGCUUGUAGCGAGGCGGCCUGCCUGGUGUAGCCAUGUCGAGGCUGUGAGCCGCCGCGCCAGGCCUGAAGCACCUCGCCGGAGCCCUGCUGGCCGGCGGGGCGGAUGGGCGGUGAUGGUGGGGCGGCGUGGAGUGAUGCAGGCGGCAUGACGCUGUCCAUGCACCCCGGGACGCUCCUGCACCCUCCAGACCAUGUGCACGUCGCAGAACCAAAACACGACUCUGUAUCAGCCCAGGACGCGCACGGCUUUGGUGUGGGCGUGUGUGUGGGUGUGGGCGUCGUUGGGCGUGGGUGUGUGGGGAGGGUGUCCUAAUGUGUGCGAGUGCUUCUGGCGAGACGGGAUGCAGACGGCGGCCUGUCGCGGAGCAGACUUCAUAGACGUCCCUCGUGGCAUCGAACCCACUACCCAGGUGCUUGAUCUCAGUCACAACAACCUGAAGAUCCUCCCGCGUGACGCCUUUGCUUACACAGGCCUCGUCAACCUGCAGAAGGUGAUGCUCAACCACUGUAACCUCAAAUUCCUAGAGAAGGGCUCCUUCAACGGCGUGGAGAACGUGAAGGAGCUGGACCUGAGCAACAACCACCUUCGAGCCGUACCGUCAGAGGCCCUCAUGAAUAUGCUCAUGCUGCGGGAGCUACGCAUCUCCCACAACAACCUCACCACCAUCCCCGCCGCCGCCUUCCGCAACAUUCCGCAUGUCGUCCAGCUCGAUCUGAGUCACAACCACAUCCACACGAUCGAAACAGGCGCCCUGUUUAACCUUACCGAGCUAGAAAUUCUGAACGUAGCCGAAAACAAACUCACGUUCCUCAACGCGUCAGAGUUGGUGCCUCUGGUGCUGCUGCGGGUGAUCCGGGUCGAUGGCAACCCGUGGCGCUGCACCUGCCACCUCCGCCCGUUGCGGCAAUGGUUCCACGACCGUAACUUGGCCGCGUCCGUACCGCCCACGUGCUCGUACCCAAAAUGGCUGAUGCGGCAGGACUGGCAGCUGCUGGCGAAAGAGGAACUGUUGUGUGCGCCUCAGGUUACGGCGGUCGCUCCCCGGGUGCUGGCGGCUCACGGGGAAAAUGUGUCGCUGCUGUGUCGCGUGGAGACUGAGGUGGACACGGCCAUCACCUGGUUCAUGGGCGACGUGCCACUGUUCAAUGAGAGCGAUCUGCAGCGUGACCUGGUGGUGGACCUGAUCUCAUCAAACAAUACGUCAUAUGUUUCCAAUCUGACAAUCACGGACGUGGCGCCAGAGGACCAGGGCACGUACCGCUGCGUGGCGGAAAACAAGGCUGGCGUGCGAGAGGCCAACUUUACACUGCAGGUGUCACACGAGGUGGCGGAGGUGCGCGUGGCUAACAUGGAGGUGAGCUAUAUGAAGGAGGGCUUGCUCGGGGGCGUCUCGGCCCUCCUGGUGGUAAUGGUGCUGGCGUGUAGUGUGUUGUACUGCAAGGUGCGUAGUGGCAGGGAACCACGGCGAGACGAGGACAGCGUGGAGACGGCUCAGUCCUCACGGAGCUCAGAGUGUGACCCGCAGCACAAAUUGGCAGGCUACCACGUGGUCCCCACCAACGACAUGGAAGACACGUCACCGAAGAGACAGCAGCAGCCGGACCCCACCUGGAGCAUCAGACACAGAGGUGCUCCAGGUGACUUCCCUCUAGGUAACGGCGCCGAGGUGGGGACCAGCGAACGCCCUGAACUGUCAGAGGGCGCCACUGCUCAGGCCAUGGCGUCCGGCACAUUACCAUACGUGGACCCCGCCGCCAAGGACGAGGCGUGUGCGGCGCGGCUGGCGGCCCUGGAGGCUGGCCAGUGGAAGGACGUAUUGUGCCCCAAAGACAUGUUCCCCCACAGGGUAUGCAGCCGCUCGGUGUCACAGGUGUCCCUCAGUGGGGGGCGCCAGUACCCCGACCUACUGGACCUGCCGCACCCUCAGCUCGGCCUGCAGCUCCAGCAACACCUGCAGCUCCAGGAGGUCGGGCAGGAGCUACAGGGCCUCGCCGCCGCCGCCUCGUGCUCCAGACCGCGGACAUUCAGUGACGCUGGCGGGAUGGGCAGCGGCAGUGGCGGCGGUGCGGUGGCGGCAGAGGGACAGACCACUCUUGAAACUCCCCUCUCACAAGUCUACACUCCGCAAGACCAUUCAGACAGUAGGUCCUCCAGCGCCCUCAAUCUCGCGCUCAGCCAGGCUGCCUCAAACGCCUACGCCAACGCCCAUCUGGCCGCCGGGACUCACCAGUGUCUCGGGGCGGCGCCUCUGAUGGAUCCCGCCCACGCCCAGGCCCUGAGGCCCCUGGAGGACCCCUGCAGCGGCAAAGGGGCGGAGGCGGACGGCGGCAUGUGCAGCCACCACCACGCCCCCGACCCUUGUCACUUCGAGUACCACGCAGCGCAGCUGGAAAAGUUCUUGACGGAGUACCGCUGUUUACAAGAGCAGCUCAUCCACAUGAAGCAGUCUUACGAGGCACACAAGCGGGCGGGCUCCAUUCCGAGCCUGGACUGCUGCUCGAUGGGCGCCAGCGGUCCACGGACAUCCAUGGCGGAGUUCCCUAAGGGCGCGCCCUGCUGCUCCUGUGGCAGCAAGGGGACGUACUUGCCCCCUUUGGGAGUUCCAACAGUUGGUGCUGAUUUCGCCCAGACUUCUCUCACCGACACCACCGCCCCUCUGCCGCCACCAUCGGUUGGUGCUACUGGCUUCCCUGACACGGUGCAGGCGAGCGAACCAAGUCUGGAACCCCCAAGCACGCAGGCCGUGACAGCAUACGCGGAGGGCUUCAUGCCGGGGCGUCAGUACGUGGACAGCAACUUGACUCAGCAGCAGGGACCAGGCUUUGCGGUCAUGGGGGAGGCGGGGCUUGGCUCUCCAGGAACACAAAGCCCAGCUAGAGGAAGCCCAAAGAUCAACACAAUGACAAAGGCGUCCAAAGAGCCUCUGAAGUCCAUCCUCAAGAAGAACACGGAGGGGGGGGGAGGAGGAGGAGGAGGAGGACGGCGACGCGGCGACCAGUGGACCAGAAGUGCCUCUUGCUGUGAGCGGCGGGCAGGCCCCACCCAGAUCGGGGACCCCUCCUACUCUGCCCCGGACUCGUGCUCCAAAACUACCGAGACGCUCCAGCCAGCCGACCUUUCCCGCCCCGCCCCAGGACACGGCCACUACGAGCCCUAACUCAGAGUGUCGGCUCUGAACGGACACACACCACAGUACGAGCAUCCCCCGCCGCUGCGCACACCACCACCCUGCGACAUCAAGCGUGGAUCAAACGAAUAUAUUAGGAAAAAAAAAGUCUAAUAAAAGAAGAGUAUAUUCCCACAGUCUAAGUAAUGAUGAACGUACGUACAUCAGUCACUUGCACUUUAAUAACAAAAAAAAAAAAAAAAAGGAAGUAAAAAUUAUGUUUGGCGUAAUAAAAGUAAGUUGUUGCACUGAUGUCUUUAAAAAAAAAUAUACUACUAAAACUCAACAAAAAAUAACUAUAAAAAAAGUAAAGUAUGUGUACAUAAUGUCUUUUGUAGAUGUAAAUAAUUUCUUAUACACACACACACACGUCACUCCAAAAAAAAUAAAUAAAUAAACAAUAACAAACAACUAACCCAAAAAAUCUAUAAAAAUCGAAGACAAAUGGUACAGAAACAACUAUAUACGAGUACUUCGAUACUUUUUCGGUUGCGUUUUUCCUAUUGAGACAUUUAGGUUCCCCAUUUCCAGAGUGCGUCGUUGUAAACGUGUUGUGAUAAACUGGAAACUUACGAAGGUUGGCAAAUACUGUCAUGGUCAUUAUUAUUUCCUUCUUGGCUGUUGGUUUGCUAGUCCGUGAGAGCGAAAGUGAGAAUGAGUGACAGAGAGUGAGACUGACUGUGUGUGUGUGUGUGUGUGUGUGUGUGUGUGUGUGUGUGUGUGUGUGUGUGUGUGUGUGUGUGUGUGUGUGUGUGUGUGUGUGUGUGUGUGUGUGUGUGUGUGUGUGUGUGUGUGUGUGUGUUCGUCCAUGGGUGUCCCUUCAAUCGCUAUUCACUUCAAAGCCUCGGUGUACGGACUUCCAAGAGUCGAUCGUGUCUCUAUAUAAGGAUUUGAAUAAAAUAAAUAGAGAAAAAGUCAAAUAAAAAAA